UAGACAUGCAUAGAAGAAAACGAAGUCGAUUAUGAGGCUAGCUGGUUCGGCGUCGGCGGCCACUGCCUCCAGCCUGCCAUCUUUACGUUCGCCAGAGUUGGUCACCGAAGGGCAAUUGAAGACGGCCUUGCAAAAUCUACGCUUGCUCUACCGACCCCUGCCGACUGUCCUUGACUUCAAGACGGUCGGGACGCCGAAAUCAUUGAUCAAGCCCAUCUCUACACCCGUUGUCGACUCUGGUUAUGUAUCUGAGGACAGUGACGACGAUGACGCCGUGGAAACUGCCGUUGAGAUGUUUGUGAUGGACGAGUUCGAAAAACAGCUUGCCACACGCUGGUUGACGACGGUGAUGGCCCGUGCCGAAGAGAUGACGCUCCUAUCGGAGAAUGUACGCGACCUUCUCAUCGAGGAUGCUGCUUCGAUCCUGGUAUGCUUCAACAACUCAGUCACCUCCUCUGACUCCGAUGAAGAAGCCCUGACAAGAGACUUUACCUUCGAGAUCCCUCAAACCAUGUCUGCAGGAUCACCCAAACAAAUCUGCAUUCGACUCAACGACGAUCCACUGAAAGGUGAAGACCAUACCGACGUUGGUCUGCAGACUUGGGGAGCCUCCAUAGUCCUGUCCGAUCUUUUGUGUCGUUCUCCAUGUCGUUUCGAUUUAACGCAAGCCUCUUUGCCUUCCGCACCACGCAUCAUCGAACUCGGCGCUGGCACCGGCCUCGUCAGCCUUACCCUCGCCAAACUGCUACCAGCCCUUGGUAUCGAGAAUUUCACCAUCGUUGCGACAGAUUACCAUCAAACUGUGCUUUCAAACCUUCGCGCAAACAUUGCGUCCAACUUCAAAGUGGAGCUGCCUGGACACCAGGCGGAUAUUCAAACGUGCACGCUGGAUUGGGGAGAGCCGCACAGCCAUGCACCUCUGGAUAAAAAGGCACAUGUGAUUAUCGCCGCCGAUGUGGUGUAUGAAGUUCACCAUGCCCUUGCAUUGCGGGAAUGUGCUGCGCAUCUACUGGCUCCCCGAGGCAUAUUCUGGUUGCUUGUCUCAGUGCGCGGAUGCGGUCGGUUCGAAGGCUUGGUUCAGACGGUGGAGGCAGCCUUUAGAUCAGCCCAACGCGAGGAGUUGAGAAAUGAACCUGGCCGUAAACUGCAAAUACUGAGUAUCGAAAAUCUUGCAAAGCAGAGGGGGGUGGGCCGAACGGACGAGAGGGAGUAUCGAUUGUUCAAGAUCGGAUGGGUUGAGCAAACGAGAUCAUAA
Molecule: messenger RNA, 1255 nt
Organism: Exophiala oligosperma
Lineage: Eukaryota; Fungi; Ascomycota; Eurotiomycetes; Chaetothyriales; Herpotrichiellaceae
Exons: 1
Coding region: 32-1255 (407 amino acids)
Source: RefSeq, a predicted model, not a curated record